Messenger RNA from Malaya genurostris, 6018 nucleotides. RefSeq lists its product as uncharacterized. Gene Ontology annotation, biological process: DNA integration. The transcript has a single exon. Lineage: Eukaryota; Metazoa; Arthropoda; Insecta; Diptera; Culicidae. Gene Ontology annotation, molecular function: nucleic acid binding. The coding region runs from base 1 to 6018 and encodes 2005 amino acids. The record is from RefSeq and is a predicted model, not a curated record.
AUGGCAGAAGAGUCCACAACUAACGAUCCCGCCAAUCACAAUUGUAUGCUGUGUGAAGAUACCGACAGCGCUGAUGACAUGGUCCAAUGUGACGUAUGUGACUUCUGGGCACAUUUUCGCUGUGCUGGCGUUACUGAGAACGUGAAAACUGAACCUUGGAAUUGUACCAAAUGCAGUGUUCUACUACACGUUCCGAAGACUUCUAAAAAGGUGCCUACGAAAAAAGGACCUGCUAGGAAGAUAAUUUCUAAGAGUGACGGUGGCUCGGUGAUGAACGGAACUUCGAUGGAAAUGCCAUCUUUAGGAACACUGCUUAAUGUACAGGAUCAGAUAUCGAAUGAAAAGGAACUCUUGGAACAGAAGCGGUUAUUCGAAAAGUGCCUGCAAGAGCAGCAACAGUUUAUGGACAGGAAGCGCAUUUUACAGAAGGAAAUGUUACAGCAAAAAAUUGUGCAAGAAAAGCAGUUGCUAGAGCAACAACUUGUUGAUGAAAGAGAGUUUUUACAGAAGCAAAAAAAUCUCCGUGAACAAUUCCAGAGGUUGAGGACUGAAUUGAAUCAUCAGUACGAUGCUGUAGAUGGAACUAAAGAUCCGGUAGAGCCUGGACGAAAUACCCCAAAUAAGGAUAUACAAUCAUGGGUUGACCAGCUUCCAAGCGAUCCAAUAGUGACACAAUCGAAAAGGCCCACGUCUCGAGAUGCUGAAGGUAUACGAUCAACUAUCGGAAUUGAUUCGAAACAAAAUACUUCAACGAAUAAAUUAUCAGCUUCUAAAUCAUGUUCUUCGGUGAGUCUCAAAUCGUUACAAACUCUCAUUGGUGCCGACGACGAAAACGAGAAUAGCGAUAGCGAAAAUGCUGGGGAGCUAGAGCUGACGAAUGAAGAAAUAGCAAUAAUUCGUAAAAUAGUGCGUCGUAGUAAUCGAAACGGGUCGGGGUUCGAUCCGCAAGCAAUCAGAGGGCCUACCAAGGAGCAGUUAGCAGCAAGACAGGCAUGUUCCAGGCACUUACCAAUAUUUAAGGGAGAGCCGGAAGUCUGGCCACUCUUUAUAAGCUGCUACGAGUAUACGACUUCAGCAUGUGGUUUCACUAAUACGGACAAUUUGAAACGGCUUCAGGAUAGUCUGCAAGGACUCGCUAAAGAAGCGGUACAAAGCCGUUUGCUUCUGCCAGAGUCAGUGCCAGAAGUAAUUGAGGAUUUGAGGAAAUUGUUCGGGAGUCCAGAGAAGCUGCUUAAGAAUCUGGUAGCGAAAGUUCGUAAGACUCAGCCUCCGAGAUUGGACAGACUUGAAACGUUUUUGUACUUCGGAAUCACGGUUAAACAGCUCUGUGAUCAUCUUGAAGCGGCCAGCCUUCAUGAUCAUUUGAGCAACCCUAUGUUAGUGCAAGAAUUAGUCGGGAAACUUCCUCCUGAAUACAAAAUUGAUUGGGUGCGAUUUAAACGUAGUAGAACUGGUACUCCGUUGAGAGUUUUUACUGACUUCAUAAAUGACAUCGUGUCAGAGAUUUCCGAAGUAACGGAUUUUACGGGAAUUGAAUGCAAAGCCAACCAAGGCUUGGAGAGGACCAAGCAGAAACGGAAGGAAUAUGUCAACACUCAUCAUCAGCCAAAUGCAUCAUCGAUCGCAAAAAUUUCUUCUGGUGCAGCUAUUUUAAAAGGGAAAAGGCCAUGUCUAGUAUGCCGACGAAUGGAUCACAAAAUUCGUUUUUGUGACGAUUUCGCUAAACUUAGCAUUCAGGAUCGUUUGAAAAUUGUGGACAAACACAAAUUGUGUCACAUUUGCUUAAAUGAUCACGGAAAGACAAAAUGCACAUUCAAUAUACGAUGCAAUAUUGAAAACUGUAGGGAAGCACAUCACACGCUUCUUCACGGCGUUCAACAAACCGCUCGAGCCUUUCGCAUUGAGUGCAAUGCUCAUUUGAACGUUAGUCGCUCUGUAAUAUUUCGGAUUCUUCCAGUGACCCUUCACUUUGGUGAAAAAUUUGUUGAUAUUCUUGCGUUCCUCGAUGAAGGAGCGUCUGCUACCUUAAUCGAAAGCGUCGUAGCGGAUCAGUUAAAUGCCGAAGGCACUCCUGAACCAUUGGUUGUAGUAUGGACAGCGAAUAUGAAGCGUAACGAAAAUAAGUCGAAAAAGGUGAAUUUAUUUAUAUCUGCUGAAGGAUCAGAUAAAAAAUAUGAGCUUAAUAAUGUGCGUACUGUAAAAGAGUUAGUAUUACCUAAACAAUACGUUUGUUUCGAUGAGCUGGCUCGACGAUAUAAGCAUCUGAGUAGCAUCCCGAUUGUCAAUCAUACCGGUGAUUCUCCCAAAAUUCUUAUUGGACUAGAUAACAUACAUUUAUUUGCACCUUUAGAGUCUAGGAUUGGAGCUCCGGGUGAGCCAAUUGCCGUGCGUUCUCUUCUGGGAUGGACAAUGUACGGACCAGAACCAGGAAAGGUGAUAUCAGAAGCAUUCAUUAAUCAUCAUUUUAUACAAUCGGUUAGCAAUCAAGAACUGCACGAAUUGCUUAAAACACAGUAUACAUUGGAGGAAAUGUCAACAAGUACCGCUAUAACCCAGGAAUCGAAUGAAGAACGUCGUGCUCGACACAUAAUGGAGCAAACAACUAAACGAAUUGGCGAUUGUUUCCAGACUGGACUCCUGUGGCGGUAUGACAACCCUACGUUUCCGGAUAGUUUUCCGAUGGCGAUGCGUCGCAUGAAAGCUCUUGAAAGACGACUUUCCAAAAACCCAAGUCUAAAUGAAAACGUCUUUGCUCAGAUUAAUGAUUACCAAAUAAAAAAUUAUUGCCACAGAGCAACUCAAGCUGAACUAAAUGCUGUCGAUCGUUCAAAGAUAUGGUAUCUUCCAUUAAAUAUUGUCUUGAACCCCAAAAAGCCCAACAAGGUACGCCUAGUCUGGGAUGCAGCGGCCAGCGUGAAUGGUGUCUCCCUAAACUCUAACUUACUUAAAGGUCCUGAUUUGCUGACGUCCCUCCCAGCCGUUAUAAGCAAGUUUCGCGAAAGACGCAUUGCCUUCGGAGGGGAUAUACGCGAAAUGUACCAUCAAAUACGCAUUCGCGAGGAGGACAAACAGGCUCAGCGUUUUCUAUUUCGGUUUGAUUCGCACGACUCCCCGGAUGUGUACGUCAUGGACGUUGCAACAUUCGGCUCCACUUGUUCCCCUUCGUCGGCCCAGUUCAUUAAAAACCGUAACGCGAAUGAACAUAGACAUCUCUACCCGGAGGCCGCAGAUGCAAUAAUUAAUCGGCACUACGUCGACGACUAUUACGACAGUACAGAUAGCGUCGACCAAGCCACGCAACGUGCACAUGAAGUUCGCUUGAUUCACUCGAAAGGAGGUUUCGAAAUUCGAAACUGGGCGUCGAACUCGGAGGAGGUUUUGCAAAAGUUAGGAGAGCCCACACCGGAACGCGUGAUUCGUUUUCAUGAAGACAAAACGACGGAACAAGAACGAGUGCUCGGACUUAUUUGGAAUACUCAACAGGACGAAUUGGCUUUCUCUGUACCAGAACAAAAUACAUAUCUAGUAUCGUAUCGCCCAACGAAACGACAAGUUUUGAGCACAGUUAUGUCUCUUUUUGAUCCGCUAGGGUUACUCGCGCCUUUCACAAUAUUAGGGAAAAUAUUGAUCCAAGAUUUAUGGAGAUCAGGUUGUGAGUGGGACGCAUCAAUCGAUGAGGUGGUUUAUGGCAAAUGGAAACAGUGGUUAGAUAUGCUGCCGGAGAUAAGACGUGUCAGAAUUCCGCGUCCUUAUUUUGGGAAUAGCACGUCAGAACAGUUCAAAUCGCUGCAGCUACACAUAUUUUGUGAUGCUGGGGAAAACGCGUACGGCUGUGCAGGACUGUUACGGGUAGUCGUGGAUGGAUGUGUAAAAUGCUCGUUGGUCAUGGCACGCUCCAAGGUUGCACCAUUAAAGUUAUUAACUAUACCCCGUUUAGAACUGCAAGCUGCUGUUUUGGCCGCGAGAAUGAUGAACACGAUUCGAUCUAACCAUUCGUUGGAUGUCCAACAAGUUUUCAUGUGGACUGAUUCGAGGACAGUACUUUCUUGGAUCAAGUCAGAUCCACGUAAAUAUCGUCAGUUCGUAGGAUUCAGAAUAGGUGAAAUUCUUAAUCUGACAAAAGUAACAGAUUGGCAUUGGGUUCCUUCCAAGCUGAAUAUUGCGGAUUGCCUGACUAAAUGGGGGCGAUUUCCUGAUAUGACACCAGAUGGUUCAUGGUUUCGAGGAGAAGGCUUUCUUUAUCAGCCACCGGAGUUUUGGCCAGAGCAAGAGGUAAAUAUACCAAACGUUGAAACGGAAAUGAGGGCUGCGCACUUAUUUCACGACAUAAUUCUAACAGAGCAAUUUAUAAACAUCAAGGAUAUAUCGAAAUGGAGCGUAUUAGUACGUGUAGCAGCCUGUUUGUAUAGAUUUAUCGCCAACUGCCGAAAAAAGGUUCAUGGUCAACCAAUCGAAACACUAAAACCAACAGAGAACCAAAAAAGGUUGAUAAUCUCAUCGAUUUGCGCUACGAGAAUACCGUUACAGCAGAAAGAAUUUCAAAAGGCUGAGAGUUUAUUAUUCCGAAUUGCUCAAAGUAACUCGUACGGUGACGAAAUCAAAAUAUUUCGUAAGAACGAGAAAUUACCUUACGAUCAAUGGAUAUCUCUAGAUAAAUCUAGCCCACUGUACAGAAUAGCUCCUCUAUUCGAUUCGUCAGGUGUACUUCGGUUAGAAGGACGAAGCAAAAAUGCGGAAUUCUUACCGUUUGAUAUGCGAUUUCCGAUUAUUUUGCACAAAGACCAUGCGGUUACAAAAAAAUUAGUUCAGCAUUUCCAUGAACGAUUCGGUCAUGGUUAUAGAGAAGCGAUAAAUAACGAAAUCAAGCAACGGUUUUUAAUUAAUGGUCUUGGAUCACUCGUGACAAAAGUUGAAAAGGAAUGUAUUCGAUGUAAAAUUCGUAAAUGUAAACCGCAAGUUCCUAGAAUGGCUAGUCUCCCUGUUCAGAGGUUAAUCCCAUAUCAUCGACCUUUCACAUUUGUUGGUGUCGAUUACAUUGGACCGUUAGAGGUGGCAGUUGGUAGACGUACAGAAAAACGUUGGAUAGUUCUCUUCACAUGUUUAGUUGUUCGUGCCGUUCACUUGGAGGUCGCUAACAGUUUAACUGCGCAAUCCUGUAUUAUGGCAGUUAGGCGCUUCAUUUGUCGACGGGGACCAGCAGCGGAAUAUUUUUCUGAUAACGGAACUAACCUUCGUGCCGCCGGCAAGGAAAUAACACAACAGAUUCAUACAAUAUCUACGAACUGUGCUGAGGAAUUUACAAAUGCUCGAACAAAGUGGCAUUAUAAUCCGCCGGCCGCUCCCCAUAUGGGAGGCGUGUGGGAGAGGAUGGUAAGGUCGGUUAAGAGUGUAAUGAGUGUGUUAGAUGAUGGACGCAGAUUGACUGAUGAAAUAUUGUCCACUACCCUUGCUGAAGCGGAGGAUAUGAUAAAUAGCCGGCCUCUCACGUAUUCGUAUAGAGACUCUCCAGUGGAAUCUCUCACUCCGAAUCACUUCAUUCGUGGUACCGCACCGAAUGAACCAGCAGAGUCGUUACUCCCCGUGAACCCUGGACAAGCCUUACGAGAUACGUAUAAACGCUCUCAACAGUUGGCUGAGGAAAUGUGGAAGAAGUGGAUUCGAGAAUACAUCCCUACCGUCAACCUCAGAACAAAAUGGUUCGAAGAUAUAAAACCGUUACAGAAAGGUGACUUAGUCUACGUUAUCGAUGGGGAUCAUCGCAAGUGCUGGAUACGAGGUGUGGUGGAGGAAGCGAUUGUGGCCAGUGACGGUAGAAUUCGCCAAGCAAUGGUUCGUACCAAUCGUGGUCUCUUCAAACGUGCGACUGCUAAAUUAGCAGUGAUGGAAAUUGACAACUGCAACAUUAGUGGUAACACUGUUCCUGUGAGCGAACGCAAUCUCGACGCCGGAACAGAAUUACGGGUCGGGGACUUGUUGAAGACGGCACCCUUGCCUAGUAACGCAGCUUCCUCACCGUAA